Messenger RNA from Sclerotinia trifoliorum, 1049 nucleotides. NCBI's taxonomy places the organism in Eukaryota, Fungi, Ascomycota, Leotiomycetes, Helotiales, Sclerotiniaceae. The record is from the annotation of a GenBank genome assembly.
UAUUGCCAGACCGACAUAAGAAUCAACACUACUUUUAAUUCUUUCACAAGAAGUGAAAUACGGAAUAUACACUCACUCAUCCAAUUCACAAUUUCCCAUCAUGACCAAGCUCCUCACCUACGGAGCCAUCUUUGGUCUCCUCACUGCUCUCUACUAUUUUCUGGAUUCGCGUCUUGAAUCGUUUUACAUUUUCACACCGACUCAACUUCAUGAUCUGUCCCAACGCGCUAUUGGUGCUCAUGGCAAUGAUACGGCUCAAGUUGUGAAGUACAUUGUGGAUGGAUUGAGCGAGCAGCAUCCGGGUGGCUAUAUUAAUUUGGAUCAGGAAUGGAUUUUUAAUAAUGCUGGUGGCGCUAUGGGUGCCAUGUAUAUUAUUCAUGCUAGUAAGUUUUCCGCGGGAGUCACGGGUUGAUCUUAGGAUAGUUCGACGAGACAAAGUGCUAAUUGACUCUUUAGGUAUUACGGAGUAUUUGAUCAUUUUUGGUUUGUUUUCCCAUGGCCAGAUCCAUGAGUAUGAAUGGAGACACUGACUAUGAAAUAGGCACUACAAUUGGUACUGAAGGACAUACUGGCCGUCAUACAGCUGAUGAUUACUUCCAUAUCAUAGCCGGUACCCAGCUCGCUUAUACUCCUGGAGACUUCGAACCUGAAGUCUAUCCUCAAGGAAGUGUUCAUCAUCUCCGUCGCGGUACCGUCAAGCAGUACAAGAUGGAUGCAGCUUGUUUCGCUCUUGAAUAUGCUAGAGGUUGGAUCCCACCCAUGUUGGGUUUUGGUUUCGCAGAUACUCUGACUAGUACUUUGGAUUUCCCAACCUUGUGGAGAACUAUUUGGGUUACUGGUAGAGAGAUGGUUUCGAACCUUGCCAGGCUCAAGUUGUAAGGAAUUUUGUUCAUUUGGAGCAUUGCUCGAAGAGUAUAUAGCAGAAGAGAAUUUAUAGAGCUCUUGUGGGCGAGCAGGUGACACCUUUUGUCUAUAGAUAGCUAUAUUCCAUAAUAGCCUUACAUGCCGUAUCAUGAACGAUUAUGAUUGAGCACAUUUUAGUUGAGAAA